AUGAUAAAGGUAAUUUAAGUAUAAUAAAUACAUACAUGAAUUAAAAUUUUAUUUGAAAAAGUAAAAGUUAUUAAAUAAUAGAGUUAAUACGACUUGAGGUCCCCGACUAUUGAGACUUUGCCACCUAUGGUCCUAAACUUUAAAACUGAAUAUCUAUGGUCUCCUGAGUUUCAAAAGGUGACCAAAUGUAGUCCUAUUAGUUUCAUCCGUUUGCAACGUGAAAAGCAAGGGCAAAGUUGUAUUUUUAAGUCAAUUAAAAUAAUUCAAUAAGAAAAUUUCAAAAUUCUCAAUUACACGAUGAAAUAAGAAAUUAACCUUAAAAGCUAAAACGAUGAAGACAACUUAAAAACUACAACGAAGAAGAAAUCAAAAUUACAGGACGAAGAAGAAGAUGAAAUACAACAAUUUUACAGUUCAAGGUGAUGGGUUCUACACAACGACAUGAAAAAGAUAAGCAAAAGGGUUUAAUCCCUGCUUUUGAAGCUAUUCUGCCCGCAGUGACUCAUAUGUUCUGUGUACGCCAUCUACAUGGGAACAUGAAACAAGCUGGUUUUACUGGAAAGGCAAUUAAAGAUGGAUUAUGGCAAGCUGCCAGGGCCACCACGGUUAAUUCAUUCAGAGCAGCUAUGAAGAAAUUCAAGAGCAUUGAUGGUAAGGCAUAUGAGUGGUUGUGUGACAAGCAUCCCUCGGAGUGGUCCAGGUCACAUGUUACUACUUCAGCACCUUGUGAUAUUUUAUUGAAUAAUAUAUGUGAGUGCUAUAAUGCUGUCAUUUUGGAUGCUAGAGAGCAACCCCUAAUUAGUUGCCUUGAAACAUUGAGAAAGAAAAUAAUGUAUAGGUUGUAUGACUGUAGGAAACAAGCAAUGAAAUGACCUCUACCUAUAUGCCCUAGGAUUGUUAAGAAAAUAUCUUUGAAUGAAAGAUUAGCUGGGUCUUAUGCAGUCAUUCAAAGUGAUGACAACUUAUUUGAGACACGAGGGGUAAUGAAUAUGUUGUUUGAGCAACAUGAUGUUGAUUUGGGUAAAAUGACUUGCACUUGUAGGAGUUGGGAGUUGAGUGGUAUACCAUGUAGGUAUGCCAUAAGUGCUAUAUAAAUGAAAAAUGGUAAGGGUCCGGUGAAUGAGAAUGUACACCCAUCUUACUUGGUUGAAACAUACUUGAAGUCAUAUGGAGGUAGUAUAAAGCCCAUGGCAGGUCCUAAUGAGUGGCCUUCAAGUGAUAAAGAGCCCCCACUUCCACCUCUGUACACUGCAAAACCAAGAAGACCCAAAAAAUUGAGGAAAAGAGGAUGUGAUGAAGUAUCUAAGAAAGGAGGUGAUGAGGUAUCCAAAGAUGGUAUACAUCUAAGAAGAAGCUUUGUUAAGAUGCACUGCACCAAAUGCAAGAAAGAAGGCAAUAAUAAAAGAAAAUGCCCUGAUAAUCUUGCUGUUAGGGAGAGAUUGGCAAAUACAAAGAAAAGGGUCAAGACUACCAGUAACAUUGCACCACAACUAGUAACAGUUGAUCCCCUUGCAGUAGGAGCUGAUCCACUUCUAGUAGCAGUUCAUCCACUUCAACUAGGAGCUGAUCCACUUCCAGUAGCAGCUGAUCCACUUCUAAAUGAUGAUAGUUGGUUGGCAAGCAUAGAUAUUGAUGCAAUGGUGUCACAAUUACUUCAAACUCCACCAUCAUAUCCACAUGUUAAUGUUGAUGAAAUUGCAAUUAUAAGUCAGCCACCUACAAUUGGAGAAGAAGAAGAAGAACUCAAUCAAGACCAAGCCAUCAACAAGGUAGAAGUAAAUUUGGAGAAGAAGAAUGAAGGCGAAAAACCAAUUCAAGUAGCAGCUAGUAGAAGGAAACUUGUGCCUUUGAAAUCUAAAAGAUAAAUCUGAUCCACAUCUGAUUGUAAUGUUUUAUUUUUGUAAGUGGUAGCUAACAAUAUUUUUUGCAAUCAAACCAGUUGCUACACUUAUAGUACUAGAUGUGUUUUUGGCAACUUUAGUGCAUUUGAAAGACAACCGCAUUAUGUUUUAAUGCUAAUGGUAUUU
Messenger RNA from Ipomoea triloba (trilobed morning glory), 2027 nucleotides. RefSeq lists its product as uncharacterized. The record is from RefSeq and is a predicted model, not a curated record. Lineage: Eukaryota; Viridiplantae; Streptophyta; Magnoliopsida; Solanales; Convolvulaceae. The coding region runs from base 1095 to 1865 and encodes 256 amino acids. The transcript has 3 exons.